GGGAGGAACUGCUCGGAGCGCGCCGCCCAGCAUCUCGGAGCUGCGCGACGCGGAACUCUUUCUGGGAUGUUGCAGUGCUGGGGCAGGCUGAGGCCUUGGCGGUUGGGAGCCUGCUCCGCCCCUUGGGGGAGGGGCCAGGCUGGAAGCCCCCGCCUUCUGUCCCGCUGGCUAAGCCACCAUACCUCCUCCUCCUCCUCCGGUCACUGCCCGGCCCAGCGGACCUCUCCGUUCUGGAUGGGGAAGGAUUCCCGCCCCUCGGUUCCGGCUAGCCAGCUUGCUUUGAGCACCCGCAGACCCUUCUGCCCAGGCCCUCGUCCGAGCCCCCCGUCCGAGCGCCAGUACCCUUUCAGGACCCGGCUGCUGGUGGUCUCCCUUAUCACCCGUCAGCUGGGCCUGGCCUGGCGCUAUUUCCUGUGGGAGAAGGAGAAGCAGGAGAAGCAGAAACGCAUCGAGGAGCUGCGGAAAGUGUCCAUCGGGCAAGGCAGUUUCGAGCUGGUGGACCACACCGGCCAGCCCUGCUCCAAGGAGGACCUCCAGGGCAGCUGGGUCCUGCUCUACUUUGGCUUCACCCACUGCCCGGACAUCUGUCCGGAGGAGCUGGAGAAGAUGAGUCGGGUGGUGGACAUGCUGGACGCGGACCCCAAACUGCCCCGUCUCCAGCCCAUCUUCAUCACGGUGGACCCCGAGCGGGACACGGUGGAGGCCGUGGCCAAGUACGUGAAGGAGUUCCACCCACGGCUCCGGGGACUGACCGGCACUCCUGAACAGGUGCAGAAGGCCGGGCGGUCCUACCGCGUCUACUACAGCACUGGUCCCAAAGGUGAAGACAAUGAUUACCUAGUGGACCACACGGUCAUCCUCUACCUGCUCAGUCCGGACGGGCUCUUCCUGGAUUACUACAAUCGGUAUAAGACGGACGUCAAGAUUGCGGAGAACAUCCGGGGACACAUGACCACCUACAAGAGCCUCCUGGUCUGAG
This is a messenger RNA of Crotalus tigris (Tiger rattlesnake), 979 nucleotides long. RefSeq names its product protein SCO2 homolog, mitochondrial (gene SCO2). Bases 67 to 978 code for a protein of 303 amino acids. The transcript is spliced from 2 exons. The record is from RefSeq and is a predicted model, not a curated record. Gene Ontology annotation, biological process: mitochondrial respiratory chain complex IV assembly. NCBI's taxonomy places the organism in Eukaryota, Metazoa, Chordata, Lepidosauria, Squamata, Viperidae.